This is a messenger RNA of Phytophthora nicotianae INRA-310, 3521 nucleotides long. RefSeq lists its product as hypothetical. NCBI's taxonomy places the organism in Eukaryota, Oomycota, Peronosporomycetes, Peronosporales, Peronosporaceae. The transcript is spliced from 3 exons. Gene Ontology annotation, biological process: translation. Gene Ontology annotation, molecular function: structural constituent of ribosome; RNA binding. The record is from RefSeq and is a predicted model, not a curated record. Gene Ontology annotation, cellular component: cytosolic large ribosomal subunit; ribosome. Bases 174 to 791 code for a protein of 205 amino acids.
UUUCAGCGCAGCCUGAUUGGCUGUGACAGUGGGGCAUAGUAAGUCCAAGUCAAUUCGAGGACUGGAGAGCGGCAACCACCAAUUCUUUCAGCCAGUGGCCCCGCUAGCUGUUGGUGGGCUCCAAGUUCCAAAUUGCCCGCAACUUUCUGAGUAACUUCGCGCGAAGUUGAAAGAUGGUGAAGCACAACAACGUCAUCCCCAACGGCCACUUCCACAAGUACUGGGAGUCCCGAAUCAAGACUUGGUUCGACCAGGCUGCCAAGAAGAAGACCCGUCGUCUCAGACGUAAGGCUAAGGCUGCUGCCAUCGCCCCGCGUCCGGCCGCUGGUCUGCUGCGCCCCGCUGUGCACUGCCCCACGAUCAAGUACGGCUCGAAGGUCCGUGCCGGCAAGGGCUUCACCCUUGAGGAGCUGAAGGAGGCUGGCAUUAACCGCAAGCAGGCUCUGAGCAUCGGUAUUGCCGUUGACUUCCGUCGCACCAACAAGUCGGUGGAGUCGCUCCAGGCCAACGUGCACCGCCUCAAGGCCUACAAGGCCAAGCUUGUGGUGUUCCCGCGCAAGAGCAACAAGCCCAAGAACGGCGAUGCCCCCGCUGAGGACGUGAAGAACGCCGUGCAGCACACGGGCCCGAUCCUCCCGAUCACCCGCUCGAGCAUCAAGUCGACCACGGCCGUCAUCACGCCCGAGAUGAAGGAGAAGAGCGUCUUCACGCAGCUGCGUGUGGCUCGCGCUGACAAGCGCAUCUUCGGCAAGCAGGCCAAGCGUCUGGCUGACAAGAAGGAGAAGAAGUAAGUGUCAUUUGCGUCGACAUCUACUUGUCUGCCCUCGUUUUAAGAGGGUCGGCACUCCCUAAGGUCAAUUGCGGAAAAUUGGAACACAAUACAUCGCGCAUCAAAAAGUAUCGUCUUAUCCUGAUUUUCUGCAUUAAUAAUGGUCCCUCCUAGCAGCGAAGUGUUGGUCGUUUUGCAAGUUGGAUUGUCACGUUGCAACGUUUUUGAUUUUCUUGAUUAGUUGGGCAUACAUGUGUUGUAGUUGAACGCAGCAUGCUGCAACAUUGAACCGACCUAUUUAAGUCCAGCGCGGACGCGAGCAUCACGGAUCGCGAGGCAGUCGAGCUCAAACUCAGGCCAGUUAUCGAAGAGAACCGUGUCCAACUUCUCGCACGUCGGUUCUUCUCCUCGAUUGUAGACCCACACUCGAUCUCCUCUGGUGUCCACCACAACUCCUUCACGGGUGCCACAGUUGAUAAACUUGGACAUUUUGCUGUGAAGACUAUCAACUUUUUCCGUAGCAGUCACCCGUUCAAUUACAACAGUUGGGACGCAUGGGACGUAUGACUUCCCUUUAUCUUGAGCGGAUACAGCAGACCAGGUGCUUUGAUCAACGUACGAAAUGCUGGGAAUGAACUGGAAUUGAUAGGCAUCUUCUUGGCUAGAGCUUGGUAGGUUGAACUGGUAGCCGGCGUGGUCAAGCUCAAUAUGAUACCCAGAACGUCGUUGAUUCAUUUUCCAGUCGCUUGCUUGACCGUGUGCCUCGAGUUUCUCCAUUUCCGAUCCAGCAUCAGAAGCAACGUCGCGCACAAUGAGAAGCGGGAAAUCGUACUCGAGAAAGAACCGUUUAUCCGUCACUUCAUUCAGAUCUGGCGGGGGAUCGACGUGAUAUCGGCCUGGAGCCGCAGGUACAUGAGCACCCCCCGGAAGCUCGAUAUCUCCAUUCAUUAUGCGAUCAACUUGUUCGGUUUCCUAGCGUCAGUCUACCACGCGCCAACGGUGACAUCAGUAUAAAGUUUUACUGCGCUAUCUGGUACAGUUUUACCUUUUCUCUCGCUUGACUGCGUCGAUUUCAGACUGAACCCCUCAAUUAUUAUCUUCUGCAACCAACUUGUUCGUACUUUAGCAGCGGUCGGUAGCUUCUCUUUCAACCUCGUCCCGCUUUAAAGUAUUGAAUUAUCCUUGCCCUUCAUUCAACAGCUCAGUGAAGUUCGUUGAGCUUUUAACUGGACCGUUGGGGUUAUUCAAUUGUCUACUUCACACUCGCACGUCUGCAUACGCUUCUGGUUCCAUGAGUAGUGGCUGCUUCUCUGGUUCGUCUGACGGCAUUGAAAUCGAUUUGAGUUUGACUCGAGUUCCUUCAAUGCUUGUGUUUUCUGAGGUGUCAACUUUCUCCGGUAGUACACCGAGAAACACCAAGACCAGGAGCUGACCGACAGAUGCAAUCACCACGACCUGCCAGAGAUGACUCCAAUCUACAAUCCUCGUGGUCGGGUCGGGCACAAUCCCUAGUGCCGACACUACGAAGGAGGAGAGCACUCCCGAUACAACUCCACCGAAGUCCAUGAACGAAAGAAACAAGGCAUAUGUGAGUCCUUGAACCUCCGGAUUGGCUGGACAGUAAUACGUGGCCACAACCAGCAACUGCAACAGUACGAACUCGGAGGUGAAGGACGUGAUGAACGACUCCACUGUACUGAAGGUGCACACUGAGACUGGUAGAUCGACAACAGGAGGCGCUAGCAACAACCGCGGAAGACCGGCGGCUACGGAGCACAUUGUGGAGAGGAGGAAGACGCUUCGAACAUUCUUGUUGGUACACCACUUGGCGUACGACAGACAGGAGAGGAAGCGUCCGAUCAUACCGGCCAGAGACAUAUACUGCACGCACUCGUGCUCGUCUUUAAGGAGCGAGAACGUGUACUGGUACCAGAUCGUCCCGUCGUCUGGUAGUGCAUUGCACAGGAAGAAGAAGAGCAUAGGCGGGAGUACAGGCUUUAUAAGCUCCAUCUUGUGCUGUAGAUCGCGCUUGAAUGGAAGCCACCACGACUUUAGCGUGUUGCUCCACGAGGACGCUGGGAUCAUCCCAUCGAGUUCAAGAGAGCGCUCUUCUUGGCUAUCUAGAAAUUCAUAGACUGGCGUUUCUUUCAGUCCAAGGAGACAGACUCCCACUGCUGUGAGUGGCAGUAAACUGGUCCAGCCGAUGACUUGCUGUGGCGUAAUGUUCUUGUCCUUGUACACUGGGACGCCCAGUAUCAAGGCUGCAAUGGACGCGGCAUUCCUCGUCCCAUUGGCCAGCGACUGCACGUGAGCGCUGCUUCUACUGGUGGCGUCUCCCGUUGUCAGAUCUACCAAUAAGAUGCCGAGCAUGAGCUGGGCAAAGGCUUCGGCAAUUGCGUCCACCAGUUUGACGACGAAGGCACCGGCAAUAGAGUGUACGUAGGUGGCAGUGAGCACUAAUGACGUAGCUGCAAGUACUUCGCAGAUGACGAUGUACGACUUGCGGCGGUAUCCAAAGAGCGGGAGACUGUCGGAUAGGAGACCGUAGAGAGGCUUCAGGUUCCAGGGGAAGAAAGUGACCGAGUAAUAGAGCGUCGUCGUAGAUGGAGGCAUAUGAAGCACGUCGAAGAGCCACUCGCCGUACGCGGUCAUCGGGAACGUCAUGUAGAAGGCGUGCACGAAGUACAAGGCCAGCAGCGCCAGCGGCAUCCGUGGUGUCGAUGGCGCCAUUUUGACUCAGACUCUCUUCCAA